Messenger RNA from Westerdykella ornata, 447 nucleotides. RefSeq lists its product as uncharacterized. NCBI's taxonomy places the organism in Eukaryota, Fungi, Ascomycota, Dothideomycetes, Pleosporales, Sporormiaceae. The record is from RefSeq and is a predicted model, not a curated record. Bases 166 to 414 code for a protein of 82 amino acids. The transcript has a single exon.
CCAGGGAGUACAUCGACAAAAACUUUGCCAGACUGUUUUGAGGCUCAAGAAUGUGCCAAGCAUGACCCGAAAUGGAUAUAACAAUUUGCUGUGUGUAGCUGGAAUGGAGGGUUGCCGGGGAAGCAUAGAUGAAUGAGAUGAGAUUACACGCGCAGAAAGAAACAAAUGGAGAAGAAAUUGUCGAGGGAUGCUUUUAGCGGAUUAGGUGACUAUUGGAAAGAAGGCAGUGCGUGGAGGGGUUAUCUCAUGUCCAUGUCCCUUUCCCUACCUACCAUCCUGCUUCUCUGCAUUACAGAACUAGUCCGUGCUAAUAUCUCUUUCUCAGCCUCAAAGAACAAUGAAUCUAGAUGGAAGUGUCCACAGAUGCUUCAGGCCCGACAACUGCAGACCGGACGGAACACCUUGGAGUGCUAGAGGAUAUUUCACUUCCCCAACUCCACUAUGAUA